Messenger RNA from Oenanthe melanoleuca, 2737 nucleotides. RefSeq names its product sphingomyelin phosphodiesterase 4 (gene SMPD4). Lineage: Eukaryota; Metazoa; Chordata; Aves; Passeriformes; Muscicapidae. The record is from RefSeq and is a predicted model, not a curated record. Gene Ontology annotation, molecular function: sphingomyelin phosphodiesterase D activity. Gene Ontology annotation, biological process: sphingomyelin catabolic process; ceramide biosynthetic process; glycerophospholipid catabolic process.
GUGGCGCAGGCCGGGCGGCGGGCGCGCGGCGGGCGCUGAGGGCCGGGAGCGGAGCCAUGGCGGGGCCGCACCUGCAGCAGCCCAGCUUCCUGCUGGCCACGCUGAAGGCGGAUUGUGUCAACAAACCCUUUGCGCAGAGGUGCCACGACCUGGAGACGGUCAUCGAGGAGCUGCCUGCCAAGGAACUGCAUGGCAUCUUCCCAUGGCUGGUGGAGAGCAUUUUUGGCAGCCUGGAUGGCAUCAUCGUGGGCUGGAAUCUUCGCUGCUUGCAAGGAAGAACAAAUCCUAAUGAGUAUUCUGUGGCUUUGGAUUUCCUGGAUCCUAGUGGCCCAAUGAUGAAGCUGGUUUACAAACUCCAAGCAGAAGAGUACAGAUAUGAUUUCCCAGUCUCAUAUCUUCCAGGCCCUGUGAAAGCUUCAAUACAAGAGCAAGUUCUACCAGAAUGUUCUUUAUAUCACAACAAAGUCCAGUUUCUCAUCGGUGGUUUAGGUUUGAAUUUGGCUCUUAAUCCAUUUGAAUAUUACAUGUUUUACUUUGCAAUUAGUUUGAUUACACAGAAGAACUCACCUGUCACCCAUCACGUCAGCCCUUCCAACAGUGCUUAUUUCAUCCUGGUGGACACUUAUCUCAAGUGUUUCCUGCCCACAGAAGGAAGUGUCCUCCCCCCACCUUCUUCAAAUCCUGGGGGAGCCAUCCCUUCCCCUACUCCCAGGUCCCCAGCAGUGCCUUUCUCCUCCUAUGGCAUGCACCACACCAGCCUGCUGAAGAGGCACAUUGCCCACCAGCCCUCUGUGAACGCUGACCCAGCCUCCCAGGAGAUCUGGAGAUCAGAAACACUGCUUCAGAUCUUUGUUGAAAUGUGGCUUCAUCAUUAUUCACUGGAAAUGUAUCAGAAAAUGCAGUCCCCUCAUGUCAAGCUGGAGGUUCUCCACUACCGACUCAGUAUCUCCAGUAAACACCACGGUAGUCCUGCCCAAUCCAGCUACCAGGCCCUCCACGCAUACCAAGAGUCAUUCAAGCCCACUGAAGAGCAUGUGCUGGUGGUAAGACUGCUUGUGAAACAUCUGCAUGCUUUCAGCAACAGCCUGAAACCAGAGCCUCUCUCCCCUUCAGCCCACUCCCACACAGCCAGCCCACUGGAGGAGUUUAAAAGGGUUGUGAUUCCUCGCUUUGUCCAGGAGAAGCUUUAUAUCUUUUUGCAACACUGUUUUGGCCACUGGCCUCUGGAUGCCUCUUUCAGAGCAGUCCUUGAGAUGUGGCUGAGUUACCUGCAGCCCUGGAGGUACGCGCCCGAAAAGCCGCCACAGAGCACGGAGCCUUUGCCCCGCAGCGUCUCGGACAAGUGGGCUGCCUUCAUUCAAGAAAACCUGCUCAUGUAUACCAAGCUGUUUGUGGGAUUUCUGAACAGAGCUCUUCGAACAGACUUGGUCAGUCCAAAAAAUGCCCUCAUGGUGUUCCGAGUAGCCAAGGUCUUUGCUCAGCCCAAUCUAGCUGAAAUGAUCCUGAAAGGAGAACAGUUAUUCCUGGAGCCAGAACUUGUUAUUCCCCACCGUCAACACCGACUUUUUAUGAGCCCCACUCUUGGUGGGAGUUUUUUGUCAUCACGGUCUCCAGCUGUUACAGAUGCCUCAUUUAAGGUGAAGAGCCAUGUUUACAGCCUGGAAGGACAGGACUUCCAGUAUAAACAGAUGUUUGGUGCAGAAGUCAGGAAUUUGGUGUUAAAACUGGCCCAGUUGAUUUGUCAGGCACAGCAGACAGCUAAGUCCAUAUCAGACCAUUCUGCAGAGACAAUGGCCAGCCAGUCCUUCUUCUCCUGGUUUAGAUUCACACCAUCUGAGGUUAAUGGUUCCUACACAGGCAAUGACCUUGAUGAAAUUGGACAGGACAGCAUCAAGAAAACAGAUGAAUAUUUAGAGAAGGCACUGGAAUAUUUGUGCCAGAUCUUUAAGCUGAGUGAAGCCCAGCUGACUCAGAUGAUGAUGAAGUGUGGGACAGCUCAAGAUGAGAAUGGAAAAAAACAGCUCCCAGACUGCAUUGCCAGUGAGAAUGGCCUCAUCCUUACCCCCCUGGGCAGGUACCAGAUCAUCAACGGCCUGCGCAGGUUUGAGCUGCAGUACCAGGGGGACACCGAGCUCCAGCCCAUCCGCAGCUACGAGAGCGCGGCGCUGGUGCGGCUCCUGUUCCGCCUGUCGUCGCUGCUCAACCACAGGUUUGCUGAUCAGAUGGAAGUGCUUUGCUCCAGGGAGGAUUUUGUUGGCAGACUCUGUCGCUACCAUCUGACCAACCCCCAGCUGGCACAGAAAAUCAGGUACAGCCCUGUGGUGAGGGACAGGACGAGCCACAACUGGGGACCCAGGAUCAGUCUGAGGUUUCUGGCCAGCUACAGGACUCUGAUUUCUUUGCUGAUGAUCUACUUCCUUGCAUCCUGGUUUCACAUUGGCCCAGUUGGCUGCACAUUCAUUAUUCUAACUGGGUAUUUUCUUUAUGCUGUAAUAAUGACUUUUUUCUUUGAAGGAUGGAAACCACAUGAACACUAGCUUCCUCUUCCUGGCUUGUAAAAAAUAAAUGUUUUAAGGAUGAGCCUGGGAUCCCAUGACUAAAACGUUUUAAUUAUAUCAGAUCUUCCUAAAGUAUUUUUUAAUACUGAAGUUAAUUGAGUUUUAUAAACAUCGAUGUGGCCUUGUGGAGAUAAUCAAUGUAAAUUUUAUUUUUUAUAAAAGUGUUCCUGUAGACUCUA